Messenger RNA from Colletotrichum gloeosporioides, 564 nucleotides. RefSeq names its product GTP-binding protein RHO2. Gene Ontology annotation, biological process: small GTPase-mediated signal transduction. Bases 1 to 564 code for a protein of 187 amino acids. Lineage: Eukaryota; Fungi; Ascomycota; Sordariomycetes; Glomerellales; Glomerellaceae. The record is from RefSeq and is a predicted model, not a curated record. The transcript has 3 exons. Gene Ontology annotation, molecular function: GTPase activity; GTP binding.
AUGGACGGAGAUGCCAUCAAGAUAUUGCUAGUUGGAGACGAGAAAUGUGGAAAGACGUAUUUUCUAUCGAGACUGAGUGCUGGAGAAGGGACUGGCCCCAUCAGGCUACUCAGGGAUAUCGACCAACCAUUCAUAUUCGAGAUUAAGCUUGGUAGUACACCACAUCGGUUGGAAUUCUAUGAUACAAAUAGCCCUGAGAACUGGAAGCUUCUUGAGCCGGACCUGGUCAUCAUGUGCUACGACAUAAGCCAGCGGCUCAGUCUCAUCAACAUACAAAGACUAUGGUUCAAAGAGGUCAAACUGUCCUUCCGCAGACCUGACCGCUUGCCUAUCCUCAUCCUCGGUCUGAAGCGGGACCUGAGAUCCGAAACCGAUCCCAACGGCAUCAUCUAUCCUCAAGAAGCCUACCAGAUGGCUCAGUCCUUGAGAGUAGAUAGGUACAUGGAGUGCUCUGCCAUGACCGGGGAGCUCAUCAAGUUAGCGUUCGAAGACAUCUGCACCACGGCAGUCAAAACACGCAGUGAGGCGGGCGGACAGAGUGAAGGCGGCUGUGCCAUCAUGUGA